GGGAGGGGGGGGGUAGAGUUGUAAACGCUCACAUUUACACUGAAAGAAGAGGGAAGCCACGCGCGAUGGACGUUUAGCUAAACUAUAAGCUAUGUAUGCUUCAGUGUGACUUUUAGCUGCAAAGUUGUAUCCACACACGUUAGCACCAUGGAUAGAGAGUGUGUGUCGCUGCUGCCCAGUGUGUGUGAGGUGCUGGCGGCCCCAGGGAGGUCUCUGCCCGAUGACACCAGCCUGGAGAAACUGUUGGACUGGUUCUCAGGGCUCACCGAGGCUGGCGGAUCUCUGCUGGAGGCCUGUCCAUGCCUGCUUGAAUUCACAUCCACUGUGGUUCACAACACCGCUUCAGACCCCGGUGUCCUCUCCUUCACCCUCAGACUCACCGGCUUAAUGGCUGCCGCUGAGGACGGCUUCAAAAAGCUUCAGGAACGCUCGGUUCUGAACCAGGUCUUCCACCUACAGCACUGGCAAGAAGCUGGACUCUGGGAGGAUCCCUGUCUACGGAUCGGCUGGAUCCAGGGCUUACGGAGCAUGCUGCAGCACCCAAAGGCUCUCGGUUUCUUUGUGCAAUCAGAUUUCAUUGACCCGCUCCUUCAACUCCAGACAGACACGAGUCUGUUCGUUGCCUCAGCUGCCAAUCAAAUGCUCGCCCACAUCCUGCUCUUCUUUCAGCCGGUCUCGUGUCUGGGAUGUAACGGCGUAGAUAAGAAAGAAGAAGAAGACGACGACGGGAGGACGCAUACCAGCGGAGAGUACACUGCUGCUGUCACGGCGAUCUCAGAGUACCUCAAGGUGUCGUUGGUUCCCAAAAAAUACACAAAGCUCCGUCAGAGUCUGCAGAUCCUCAAACUGCUGGCCCUGCUCCUGGCCCAGGCCGGGCCUCCUCUCUGGGACAAGCUGCUCCACACAGUCGCGGACUCUCUGGAGGAACUGGUGACGGCAGGCUGCAGUCAGCUCACGUUGCCUCUGAUGGACGUCAUUCUGGCUGCAUGCAGCAGCUCCGGCGCUGAUGAACGUGUGCCAGACCAACGCGUCGGCCGUCUUCUGUCGGCCAUGUUGAACGUUAACAAACCCGCUGACCUCAUUCAUGCUGCAGCCGCUUUUCUUCGCCGAGGUCACCAUGAUAUUGUCCACACAACCCGGGCCGUGAGAAUACUUCUGCUACCCCUCCACAUUGUAACUGGUCAAACUCUACUGGGCACAAACACCACUGCAGACGAGCAUCAGUCUUCAGUGGUAGAGCAGCUGAAGUGUAAAACCUCCUGCAUCUCCAUCAUCUGUGUCUGUCUGACAAACACACCACGGAUCACACUCUCGCCUUCCGGCGUCCUCCCCUGUCCUCCAGAUUUAAUCGUCACUGCAGUUCUGUCACUGUUAAGGAUCUGCAGCGGCGUCUCCUCCUCCUCCUCGUCCACCAGUUGCAGUGAGGUUUGCAGGAAUGUAAUCGGCAGUGGCAAAGUUCAGAAAUGUGCCCUCGAGGCUCUGACGGCUCUCAACAGCAGCCCAGGAGCGAAGGAGAAGAUCAGUGAAGUGUUCACGGUUCUGAUGCAAUAUCUGGACAAUCCUGAUUCGGAUCCCACUGUACUCCACAAGUCCUUCCAGGCCAUAGUAAAAUGGACGAGUGUGUCCACAGAGCUGUCCUUUGCAACAGACCAGCUCAGACGAGACCUCGUGGAGAUAGUGAAGAAGCGCGUGUGUGACAUGCGCUGGGAGGUGAGAGACUCGACGGUGGAGUUUCUGGGACACCUGGCAGGUGUGCGUGUCUCCGUGUCAACAGCCGAGGAGGUGUGCGAUGCGUCCCAUGUGCUGCUGGGCGGCUGCUGUACCACUCCUCUCCUGAAGGAGGCACUCCAGGAUACGGAGAGCUACGUGAGAGCCAGCGCCAUCUCUGCACUGGCAAAGUCACUGACACAUGGCUGGCAGCAGGGGACAGCACUCAGUGAGGAGGAGACUGAAAUAGUGAGCCGGCUGCUUGAGAUCCUCUCCCAGGACACAGAGGGAUUCCCCAGGAGGGCUGUCGUACAAUACUUCAUCUCCUGGUUCUCUUCGCGCUCCUCGUCUGCAUCGCCAUCCGCCUCCUCAGCCUCACUCCUGAAGCAGUGCGUGCGCUCCGUCCUCUCACAGGGCAGCGCCGAUCUGGACUGGGAGGUGAAAGUUCACACGCUGGAGCUGGCCGAGCUGGUGCUGGACGAAGCAUUUUCAGGCCACCUGGGUUACAGGAAGGGUUCAGACAAACCUCGUGCCCUGCAGCACUCGUAUGGUGUCGUCUCUGAACAGACCUACACUCUUCACACUCGCACAGAGGGUGCGGAGUCAGCAUUGGCCAGCGUGGUCAAGCUGGGAGUCAUCUCGGCGCUGUUGAGCGGUCUGGUUGACUGCGACAGACCUGUGGGUCUGAGAGCCUGUCGAGUGCUGAUGACACUCAGAGACGCAGUCUGCCCAGAUGCUACUGCUGCCGUGGCAGCGGUAUCCUGUGAACUGCCUGGCUCAGGCUGGGGGCAGGAGAUCAGAAAGACACUGGGGAUGAAGAGGAGUGACAUCGCAGCAGAGAGAGGUAUCGGAGGAGCAGACGAGGGAGGUGACAGUGGGAGUGUGAGUGUGUGUGAGGCGUUGAGGUCUCUGGGUCUGGACGAGAGGCUGGACGUCCUUACUCAAAGCAGCGACCACAUCCACAACUCCCCCCUCUCUCUGCUGAAGGACAUACUGACCACGAGUGCCGCUCACACUCAUCCAGACACACAGCCGGGGCAAGAGGUCAUAGUGGACUGCUACUGACACACACACACACACACACACACUCGGCCUUAUGGUGGUUUGUUAUCAGUGAUGAACAACGCAGUCUCAACUCAGGGUACUUUUGUGAUAUUUUAGCUACUUAAGUAAAAGAUGAGUUUUCCUGAUUUAUACAUGUGUACUGUUGCUACAGAGACCUGAGAUCAAUUUCAAUGUUUCACUUUGUGAUUUUUGACUUCACAAAAAUUGAUGCGAUGAACAUUCUCCUUUUGUCUGCUGUCAAUUUUUGAACAUUCAAUAUUGUAAAUUCAUUAAAUACCAA
Molecule: messenger RNA, 3052 nt
Organism: Anarrhichthys ocellatus (wolf-eel)
Lineage: Eukaryota; Metazoa; Chordata; Actinopteri; Perciformes; Anarhichadidae
Gene: brat1
Product: BRCA1-associated ATM activator 1
Exons: 12
Coding region: 148-2772 (874 amino acids)
Biological process (GO): positive regulation of protein phosphorylation; DNA damage response; cell population proliferation
Cellular component (GO): nucleus
Source: RefSeq, a predicted model, not a curated record